Molecule: messenger RNA, 2522 nt
Organism: Pseudovirgaria hyperparasitica
Lineage: Eukaryota; Fungi; Ascomycota; Dothideomycetes; Acrospermales; Acrospermaceae
Exons: 2
Coding region: 306-2114 (602 amino acids)
Biological process (GO): synaptonemal complex assembly; mitotic sister chromatid cohesion; replication-born double-strand break repair via sister chromatid exchange
Cellular component (GO): synaptonemal complex; cohesin complex
Molecular function (GO): protein binding; chromatin binding
Source: RefSeq, a predicted model, not a curated record
AAUCGCAACCUCUUGCCAUCCACAACUCAUCGCGCAUUCGCAGCGUAUCCAUAUCAAUUGUGCGCAUCGCAACAUCGUGUAUCAUCAUUAACUUGACCGCUGCCGACGACUAGCUGCGACCUUUGCGCACUCCUCUGCCUUCUGGGGCUCGUUGCGCUCGUCGGCCUAGUCGCGUCACCAUUCCAAAACAAACGCGGCUACCCACCUCUCCUAGCACCAACUACGCGCCUCCAUACCCUCCUACCUUCGAGCCAAACAUCGUUCCACGUCUUUCUCCACGGUCGCAACACUAAUUGGUAGCAAUAAUGUUUUACUCAGAGGAUUUGCUUUCCAGGACUGGCCCUCUGGCCAAAGUCUGGCUUGCCUCAAAUAUCGAGCGCAAGUUGACCAAAAGCAAUGUCCUGCAAAUGGACAUUGGCAAGGACGUCAAUUUCAUUCUGCAGACCGAUACAAAUCCAAUGGCUUUACGCUUGACAGGUCAACUACUUCUCGGUGUAGUCAGAAUCUACAGCCGAAAAGCGCGUUAUCUAUACGACGACUGCAAUGAAGCCAUAGUGAAGAUCAACAUGGCGUUCAAACCCGGCAACGUGGACCUUGCGCUGAAUCAAUCAGCAACCGCCAACGCGGCUGCUCUAACACUCGAAGACAAGAUCACCAUAAAUGACCUUUUUGCACCAAUACCUGAUCCUGACAUGUUGUUGUCGACUCAGCCAACCCUCGAUUUUGGUGUAGACAAUACUAUUAUGACGUUCGACGAUAGCCAGCUGCCUCCUGGUACCAUCGAACGAGCGCGCCGCGACGGAGGCAUGCUACUUGAUGAUGACGAUGACGACCUUGGGAUCGAUAUGACUGACGGGGAUAUGAGCAUCGAGAAAGGGCGAGACGCGCCCCCUGUCAGGUCUGCUGAAGAAGAAUUUGGUGGAGCCUCGAAGCUCCUAGAUGAUGCGGAUGAUCUUAACAUCAACUUUGACGAUCCAUUUGAGCAGCAAGAUCCUGUACCUGACGUAUCCGCGAAUCUCGGUGAUAUCGACAUGCCGGAUGUUUUUGAUGCUGGUCAACUCAACGACGAAGGGACAGGCCGAGCGCGAGAAAGCCUCUCUCCUUUAUCAUCAAUCAACUCGGAGGUCGAGCGAGAAUUGGAAGAGCACGCACAAGAAGAUCAUCAAAAUCAAACAACAACCUUCGAGCCUUCUGCAGAGGAGGAGGAAGAAGAGGAGGAAGAGACGAUUAUAGUACCACAGCAAGCGAAGAAGCGGAAACUCCUACAUCCAGAUACCGACACAGAGCUUCGUGCUAGCUAUAUCAAAGCCAUGCAAGAUGAUCGGUCUAAGAUCCUCAAAGCCCCACAAUAUCUCCCCCGCGAUCCUUUACUCCUGGCAUUGAUGAACAUGCAAAAGAACGGCCAAUUCGUUUCGAGCAUUCUUGGCGAAGGUCGUAGUCUUGGCUGGGCUCCUGAACUCAGGGGAAUUCUCUCUUUGGAAGUCGUCCGCAGGUCAGGCGAUCUGAAGCGGAAGAGAGACAGCGGCAUCGCGGAUGUUGACCCAGAAGAAGCAGAAGAAGUACCCCAGAUCGAACUAGAAGAAGAGGAAGAUGAUCUAGAAGCGCCGCCCCGACCUCUUGAUAUCGGAGACGAGAGCGUUCUUGCGCGGGACCCGUCUAUUCAUGAGAUACCUGCGCAAGAUGAUCUUGCUAUCCCAGAGACCGAGGAGUACACCGCUCUCCCUGACAAUUUCGACGAAACGGCAAUGCCAUUGAUCCAUCCGGCAGAUAGCGGACCCGUUUCUCUAGCCACUAAGCACGCAGUACAUAUGCUCCGUGAACAAUUUGGAGAAGAGGCACAAACGAGUGCAUCAGCGCGGCAAAAGAACAGCGUACUAUUUCAGAACAUGGUUCCCGAGAAGACCACCACGAGGGCAGACGCAACAAAGAUGUUUUUCGAGUGUCUGGUUCUUGCGACCAAAGACGCAGUCAAGAUUGAACAAAAGUCCAACAAUCUUGGGGGCCCUCUCCGCAUACGAGCCAAACGAGGCCUCUGGGGUGCAUGGGCAGAAACUCAGGCUGGAGGAGAGAUCGCGACACAGCAAGAGGCACAGGCUGUCUCUAUGGAGUCAUGAACGCUAUCUUUGAAGGAGUCUGGAGUUCUUAUGAUUGAGUGGCAUUUCACCGGCUUGAAUAGCAACAUCUGGAGAAUGCUACAUGAUACCACGCGCCUUAUUCUUGGUGGCGCAAUUGUGGACAAGCGAAUCUGUUACCGUCGAUACUUCUCUAGGGUAGUGCACAAAUUCUGAUAGGCGAUAGUCAGGAUAUUGGCAUUAUUAUGUGUAGGCCCUGCAGGGUGUUUUGGAAAUAUGAAGAAUUGGCCCCGGGGACGAUAGUAUUUUGGCGUCGAGUGUACCUUAUGAAUAUUAGUCCAUGUGCCAAAGCACAUAUGCUACCUUGUCUAUGAUAGUGGCAUGAAAGCGAGAGACCAACGGCCACGAAACCCCAUAUUCGCAGACCUGUAAACGGUUGUAAUAUAUCAC